Molecule: messenger RNA, 1536 nt
Organism: Linum tenue
Lineage: Eukaryota; Viridiplantae; Streptophyta; Magnoliopsida; Malpighiales; Linaceae
Source: the annotation of a GenBank genome assembly
AUGUCUUCUUCAUCAUCACUACCACUUCAUCAGUCAGCUGCUGCGGCGGCAGCGGCCCAUCAGAAGAAGGCAACCUCCGGCGCAGCGGCGGAUUGUGUCUCGUCAGUAAGCUUUCCUGGCACAGUCUGGGGCGAUGGCUUCCUCGACAAAAUUGAUAUGUCUUUCCAGGCGAAAGACAGAUACCCAAACCAUGAAAUCCUGAAAGAAGAAGUGAGGAAGAUGUUGACAAAUGAAGUAAAAAGUACUGGAGAUGAAGAGGCAAUAAUUGCCGACAAGCUGCGGCUGGUAGAUGCAGUUCAACGAUUAGGUAUUGGGUAUCAUUUUGAGCCAGAGAUUGAAAAAUCACUUGAAAAAGUAUACGAUAUGGGAGAAGACUUAUUCACCAACAUCGAUGACAAAGGCACGGAUCUCCACCAUGCAGCUCUUCGGUUUCGACUCCUCAGACAACAAGGAUUUCCUGCUUCGCAGGAUGGGUUUAGAAAGUUGAAGAACAGUGAAGGGAGGUUCAAGGAAUGGGUGUCAAGGGAUAUGCAAGGACUGUUGAGCUUGUACGAGGCAGCACACUUGGCAUUCAAUGGAGAAGAUAUAUUGGAUGAAGCCCUAAUCUUUGCGACCAAGAACCUUAAGUCGCCAUCCAUCAUCCAACACAAUACCAACCCUAAUUCAUUCCAAAAGCAAAUCGACUUUGCUCUCCGCUUUCCUGCUUGGAAAUGUGUUCCAAGAUCACUUGCCAGGCACUCCAUAGAUUUUUAUUCCGAGGAUACUUCGCAGAAUCAAAAGCUUCUCAUGUUUGCAAAGAUGGAUUUCAACAUGGUCCAGAACUUGCAUCAGCAGGAGCUCUAUGAAAUCUCUGGGAUGAAUGUUAGGGCUCUUCAAGAACUACCCUAUAGGAUGAAGAAAACUUAUCGUCUCAUCCUUGAUCUGUAUGAUGAAGUCGAGAGUGAAAUUGGAAAAUCGGGACCCACUUUCCCCGUCGAUUAUGCAAAGGGCGAGCUCAAGAAAUUGUGCCGAGCCUACUUACUUGAGAUUCGGUGGCGCGCUGAAAGCAAGGUUCCAACACUGGAAGAGUACAUGAUCACCGCACACAUCAGCUGCGCUAUGUCCAUAACGGCCACCUCGAAUUUCAUUGGCAUGGGACCAGAAAUAGCCAUCAGGGAGGCUUUUGAAUGGGUGACUAACGAAUCCAAGCUGAUGAAAGCUUGCUCUGUGAUUGGUAGGCUUCAAAAUGACAUUUUCUCUCACGAGUGUGAGCAAAACAGAAGUCAUCCUGCUUCGGCCGUCGAAUGCUACAUGAAGCAACAUGGAGCGACGGAGGAAGAAGCAGUUGAAUUCCUUUGGAAGAAGAUUCACAACGCCUGGAAAGACAUCGCCGAAGAGUAUCAGAAACCAACUCCAUUGCCGGUAGCUCUUACAGAUCGUCUCCUCAAUUUGGCGCGUUCCUUCAACUUGUUCUAUGAAAAUGGUGAUGGCUACACCAACUCCCACCUCGUGAAGGAUCACCUCACCUCAAUGCUCAUCGACCCUGUGCCCCUUUGA